Limulus polyphemus (Atlantic horseshoe crab) is the source of this 733-nucleotide messenger RNA. RefSeq names its product plexin domain-containing protein 2-like. The transcript is spliced from 7 exons. NCBI's taxonomy places the organism in Eukaryota, Metazoa, Arthropoda, Merostomata, Xiphosura, Limulidae. The annotation marks the transcript as partial. The record is from RefSeq and is a predicted model, not a curated record.
UAUACCUGACUGCCUGUGUACAAGUGGACUUUAUUUUUCAGGGUUUCUGUACACUGGAGAUUAUGUACAUAAUUGGUUGGCAGCUACCCAGUACAUAGCACCAUUGAUGGCAAAUUUUGACACCAGUGUGAAUGAUAAUUCAACAAUAAAACUAGCUGAUAAUGGUACGAUAUUUGUUGUUCAGUGGGAUGAAGUGGCCUUACGAAAUGAGACUGACACAUUUACAUUUCAAGUCUCCCUGUUUAAGAAUGGAGACAUCAUCUUUGUAUAUAAAAAGGUGCCGAUUCCAGUAACAGAAAUUAAAGAUCUUGAGCAUCCUGUCAAAAUAGGAUUGUCUGAUGCCUACAUACUUGAAUCUGAAACUUUUGCUAUUCGCAGAAAGACAAUAUAUGAGUAUCAUAGAAUUGAUAUGAAAGAGGAGGAAAUAGGAAACUUGACGGCUAUUUAUUUCAAGGCUCUGCUGACAUGUCAGACCUUUAAAGAUUGUGAUUCUUGUUCUUCUGCAUUCAUUGGGUUUGACUGUUCUUGGUGUGAGGCUGCAGGAAGAUGUUCAGAUGGUGUGGACAGACAUCGCCAAGUUUGGAUAACCAAAGGCUGUGAAAACAAAGAAACCAGUGAGUGUCCAAAACCAACAGAUACCGUUCCUUUCAUCCCAUUCUUCGUACCUCCAGGAGUCUUGACAACAAAAGUAGCAAAUAAAGUGUCUGGUAAUAUUCUAAUAAUACAUCUUUAA